Messenger RNA from Solanum lycopersicum (tomato), 958 nucleotides. Its product is annotated as ethylene-responsive transcription factor ERF098-like. Gene Ontology annotation, molecular function: DNA binding; DNA-binding transcription factor activity. The record is from RefSeq and is a predicted model, not a curated record. NCBI's taxonomy places the organism in Eukaryota, Viridiplantae, Streptophyta, Magnoliopsida, Solanales, Solanaceae. Gene Ontology annotation, biological process: regulation of DNA-templated transcription; ethylene-activated signaling pathway.
GCCAUCAUUUGACCAAUUGAAUACACUGCAUUAUAAUUAACUUUUUUGGUCCUCAUAGAAGGUUCUAUUUUUGGCUAAACUAAUAAAAUUUUGGCCCCUCAAGAUAUUCCAUUCAAAUCAUUCUCAACCAUUCUUUAUUAUGCCCAAAAUAAUAAUAAUAAUAAUUCCUUUAUAAAUUAGCCACCUUGUAGUACCCUAUUUUGCAUGUAAAAACAAAACAAACAUGGACGAAGUGAAAUAUCGAGGUGUUCGAAAGAGGCCAUGGGGAAAAUAUGCAGCAGAAAUUCGCGAUACUAAUAGACAAGGAGGGGUUCGUGUUUGGCUAGGGACAUUUAGCUCUGCUGAAGAAGCUGCUCGAGCUUAUGACAAGGCAGCUUAUAACAUGAGGGGACAUUUGGCCAUACUUAAUUUUCCAGAGGAGUAUAACUUGCCUCGAAGCUCUUCUCAUUUUUACAACAAUUCUUCAUCAAUGCCAUCGUCGUCGUCUUCAAGUAACGUUCAUGCAAGAAACGAUCAACAAGGAAACCGACAAGUUCUUGAACUUGAGUAUCUUGACGAUCAUGUUCUUGAAGAACUUCUUGAUUGUGAUCAACACGCAAAUAACAGAAAAUGAAAGAUCAUUUUUAUAUCAUUAUAUAGCUAAGUAUAUCGCGUAAUAUAUACUAAUAAAGGGUUUUUUUUUUUAUUUCAAUAAAUACUGCCUUUUUUGCAUGAAGAGGGAGACGUAAAAUCUUACCUCUUCAUAGCCUAUAUAUAUAGUAAAGUUGGAUGGGCCAACUUUUUAACAAUGGUGGUGCAUUUUAUGAAUAUAUAUGCAAUGUGUGUGCUAAUUACCUAUUAAAUUUUGGCCAAUAUUAAUUAGCUAUUGAGUGUAUGUUCGUUCAUACCAAUUAAUUAUAUGACUAUGGGAAAACAAUAAUAAAGUUGAUUUAAUACAUGUUUCUUGGCACAAUUAAUU